Molecule: messenger RNA, 939 nt
Organism: Lepus europaeus (European hare)
Lineage: Eukaryota; Metazoa; Chordata; Mammalia; Lagomorpha; Leporidae
Product: olfactory receptor 2A2-like
Exons: 1
Coding region: 1-939 (312 amino acids)
Biological process (GO): G protein-coupled receptor signaling pathway
Cellular component (GO): membrane
Molecular function (GO): G protein-coupled receptor activity; olfactory receptor activity
Source: RefSeq, a predicted model, not a curated record
AUGCAAGAGCCUAACUGGACCUUUGUGACUGAAUUCAUUCUUCUGGGAUUCUCCCUGGGCCCCAGGACCACUCCUCUGCUCUUCUCGGCCUUUCUAAUGAUCUACCUGUUGAUUAUUCUGGGCAACAGCUUGAUCGCCCUCCUCAUCUUCCUGGACUCACGCCUCCACACUCCCAUGUACUUCUUCAUUGGCGUCCUCUCCGUACUGGACCUGGGAUAUACCACUACAACGAUGCCCCACAUGUUGGCACAUCUGGCCAGUGAGAAGAAGACCAUCUCUUUUGUGGGUUGUGUGGCCCAGAUGUAUAUUUUCUUUGUGCUAGGUGUCACUGAGACCUGGCUCUUUGCCAUCAUGUCUAUAGACAGAUUUGUAGCCAUCUGCCACCCACUCAGGUACAAGGUCAUCAUGAGCCCUUGGCUGUGUGGGGCAAUGGUCAUUUUCUGUGCACUUUGUGGUGUUGCCUCAGCCCUUGUCUACACCAUCUUUGCCAUGAGAUUGCCCUAUUGUGGCCCUAACAAAAUCAAUCAUUUCUUCUGUGAAGUCCCUGCAGUUUUAAAGCUGGCGUGUGCAGAUACCUCAGUCAAUGACCGGGUAGACUUCAUUCUUGGUUUUAGUGUCAUACUGAUUCCACUGUCACUCAUCCUUGUUGUUUAUGUCAACAUCUUCAUUGCCAUCUUGAAGAUCCGCUCAGCACAGGGACGGCUGAAGGCCUUCUCCACCUGUGCCUCCCAUAUCACUGUGGUGACCAUGUUCUGUGUGCCGGCCAUGGUCAUGUACAUGAAGCCUGGCACUAAGGCCUCCCCAGAGCAGGACAAAAAGCUGGCCCUGUUCUACAAUAUCAUCUCAGCCUUCCUCAACCCCAUCAUCUACAGCCUCCGGAACAAGGAUGUGAAGAGGGCGUUCCUCAAGGUCGUGGGCUGGCGCAGAGCUCCAGAGUGA